AUGAGCAGACAGGCGCCUACAGUGAGAUCUGUCCUGGGACGAAGAGGCUUCAGCUCAGCUUCCGAGAUCUGCGCUCGAAGCUACGCGGCCUCGGCUUGCCAACCCGCUCGAUGCGGAGCUGGCGCCUACAGCAGCAGGAGCGUCUGCAACCUGGGUGGAAACAGAAGGAUCUCCUACGUGAACGGGGUCUGCGGGACCGGGUGCUACGGAGAUUUUGGCUACGGAGGCUUCGGGAACGUUGGAGGUAGGGUUGGCCUCUGUGGUCCUAGGGGGUUUAGCAUCGUGCGAGGCUACCCCGAUCGCAAGGCUGAAGGUAUCCAGGGCAUCUGCAUUGACGAAAGGCUCCUAAAGCCCCUCUGUGUUGGGGUCGACCCACUGGAGCAUGAGAUACGCUGCCAGGAGAAGGAACAGAUAAAGACCCUCAACACCCAGUUCGCCUGCUUCAUUGACAAGGUCCGAUUCCUGGAGCAGCAGAACAAGGUGCUAGAGACCAAAUGGGGCCUCUUGCAGCAAUACGUCCUCCCGAAGAAAGGAAAAAACCUUGAACUCUACUUUGAGAACUACAUCUGUGACCUGCGGAAGCGCCUGGACUGCCUGCUGUGCGAGAAGCAGAAACUGGGCAGCGAAGAGUGUGCCACAAGCCAGCUGGUGGAGGAGUUCAAGUGCAAAUAUGAAGAGGAAAUCAACAGGCGCACAACUGUGGAGAAUGAGUUUGUGGCACUCAAAAAGGAUGCAGACUGCAUCUUCUUGAACAAAGAAGAGCUGGAGGUGAAGGUGGAUUUGUUAAGAAGGCAGUUGGAGUUGCUGAAAUGCGUGUUUGAGGAGGAACGAGCUCAGGUGGAUCGCCAGCUAUGCGACACUUCGGUCAUUGUGAAAAUGGACAACAACCGAGACCUGGACAUGGAAAGCAUCAUUAAGAACGUUGAAUGCUGGUACCAAGAGAUAGCUCAGAAGAGCAAAGAGGAGGUUGAUGCCUUCUACCAGACCAGGUUUCAGGAGCUUCAGGAUAAAAGGGGCAAGUAUUGUGAUGAUCUGCAGAGCAACAAGUGUGAGAUUUCAGAGCUCACCCGGAUGAUACAGAAGCUGCAGUGUGAACUUGAGAACGUGAAGAAGCAGGUCACCUGCCUGCAAACCUCCAUUUGCGAUGUUGAGCAGCGCGGGGAUUGUGCCCUGAAAGAUGCCCGGGAGAAGCACGUGGAGCUGCAGAACGCCCUCCAGAAGGCCAAGGACGAGCUGGCUUGCAUGCUGCGGGAUUACCAGGAGCUGCUGAAUGUUAAGCUGGCCCUGGACAUCGAGAUUGCGACCUACAAGACUUUACUGGAGGGCGAAGAGAGCAGGUGGGUCACAGAGACCUUGCUCUUUCUGCUCUGCAUGUCAGAGGCACAGGCCUGA
Molecule: messenger RNA, 1392 nt
Organism: Nothoprocta perdicaria
Lineage: Eukaryota; Metazoa; Chordata; Aves; Tinamiformes; Tinamidae
Product: keratin, type II cytoskeletal 4-like
Exons: 7
Coding region: 1-1392 (463 amino acids)
Biological process (GO): intermediate filament organization; keratinization
Cellular component (GO): keratin filament
Molecular function (GO): structural constituent of skin epidermis
Source: RefSeq, a predicted model, not a curated record